Molecule: messenger RNA, 665 nt
Organism: Humulus lupulus (European hop)
Lineage: Eukaryota; Viridiplantae; Streptophyta; Magnoliopsida; Rosales; Cannabaceae
Product: heavy metal-associated isoprenylated plant protein 39-like
Exons: 3
Coding region: 148-546 (132 amino acids)
Molecular function (GO): metal ion binding
Source: RefSeq, a predicted model, not a curated record
GGAGUUACCUUUCAAUUCAUCAAAGCAUUCAAUAUCCACAUAAGCAAUUUCUCAUAUCUCUCUCUUAUUAUUUCUUAGUAACACUGUUGACUGUUUCUAUAAUUAGAAACUUCAAGCUCAGAUCUCACAAAAUCUUACUUACUCAUAAUGAAGCAAGUGGUGUUGAAAUUGGAUUUUCAUGAUGAGAGAACCAGGAAGAAGAUUAUGAAGACAGUUUCUUCCAAUUCAGGGGUUGAUUCAAUUUCCAUGGAUUCCAAGGACAUGAAACUGACAGUAACAGGGGACAUAGAUCCAGUAAGUUUGGUAAGCAAGUUGAGGAAGCUUUGUAAUGCUGAUAUCCUCUCAGUAGGACCACCCAAAGCACCAGAGAAGAAGAAAGAAGAACCAAAGAAAGCAGAGCCUAGAAAAGAAGACCCAAAGAAAGAUAAAGAUGAUUUGGCUGAGCUUCUAAAGAUAUACAGGGCUCAUAAUCCUCAAAUGGUUCCAGUUCCACAAUAUUUUGUCAGAAGUGUUGAGGAAGAUCCCAAUGCUUGUGUUAUCUGCUAAGCUUUUAAGGAUAUAUAUUUAUUUUUUGAAAAAAGAAAGGCAUUUUGAUUUUUGCUAGUUGUUGUAAUCUUCCAACCGAGAACCUUUAUAAUUUAUUUCCUCCAUUCGACGUUCUGUUA